Molecule: messenger RNA, 1386 nt
Organism: Akanthomyces muscarius
Lineage: Eukaryota; Fungi; Ascomycota; Sordariomycetes; Hypocreales; Cordycipitaceae
Exons: 1
Coding region: 1-1386 (461 amino acids)
Biological process (GO): mRNA splicing, via spliceosome
Cellular component (GO): spliceosomal complex
Molecular function (GO): pre-mRNA 3'-splice site binding
Source: RefSeq, a predicted model, not a curated record
AUGCCUCCCCCACCACAGAGAAAACCCGAGACUGGCGCUGCGAAUAAGGAAGAGAACAUUUACAUUCCCUCUUUCAUCAGCAAGAAACCCUUCUAUGCGGGCGAUGACGAUGACGACGGCGCCGAUUACCUGAAGCAUCAGCGUCGCGAAGAAAAGCAAGAAUCCACAAAAUGGUACGACCGCGGCAGAAAGGCUGGCCCGGCCGCUACCAAGUAUCGCAAAGGCGCCUGCGAGAAUUGCGGCGCCAUGACACACAAGGCCAAGGAUUGCCUGAGCCGGCCUCGCGCAAAGGGAGCAAAGUGGACUGGCAAGGACAUCCAGGCCGACGAGAUCGUCCAAAACGUCAACCUAAACUGGGACGCCAAACGAGAUCGCUGGAACGGCUACGACGCCAAAGAAUACAAACAUGUGGUCGAAGACUACAACGAAAUGGAGAAACUGCGAAAAAUGGCACAACAAGGCGCCGGCGCCGACGAUGAGGACGAUGACGGCGACAAGUACGCAGAGGAGAACGAUAUGAGCAAGCACCAGAGCACAGCUACGCGACAGCUGCGUAUACGAGAAGAUACGGCUAAAUAUUUGCUGAAUCUGGAUCUUGAGUCGGCCAAGUACGACCCCAAGACGCGAUCGCUGGUUGAUGGUGGCGCGACCGCCGACAAAGCCGCGGAUAUGUUUGCCGAGGAAGGAUUUAUGCGGUCGUCUGGCGAUGCCGGUGAAUUCGAACAGGCCCAAAGACUCGCAUGGGAGGCUCAGGAGAAGUCUGGCGAUACUUCUUUACAUAUGCAAGCCAACCCCACUGCCGGAGCCUUUCUCCGUAAACAGGAGGCCGAGGAGGAGGAGCAGAAGCGAGCCGCGAGAGAAAACUUGCUCCGAGAAAAAUACGGCGGUGGAGAGCAGAAGGCGAUGCCAAGCUCUCUGCGCAACAUGACAAUUACAGAAUCCGAAACCUUUGUCGAAUACGACGAGGCUGGGUUGAUCAAGGGCGCGCCGAGAAAGAAGGCCAAGUCAAAGUACAAGGAAGACGUCUUGAUCAACAACCACACUGCAGUAUGGGGGAGUUGGUGGGCAAGUUUCAAAUGGGGGUAUGCUUGCUGCCACUCUUUUGUGAAGAACAGUUACUGCACUGGAAACGAGGGCAAGCUGGCAUGGGAGGCUGCGGAACUACAACGCUCAGGCGCCAAUCUCGCUGAUGGUGACGUCGAAGGGACACAAGCCGACGAAAAGAAGCUUGCCAUCAAAUCGGAAGACGUUGAAAAGCCCAAGAAGAGAACUCGAGAAGAAAUGAUGAAUGGCGUCACUGAAGAAGAGAUGGAGGAAUACCGCCGCAAGAGAACCGUGGCAGCGGACCCCAUGGCGAAUUUCUUGGGCAAGGACGAGCUCAUAUAA